UGGAGGCUGGUUCUGCGCCGGAUCCGGGCGAGGGGCGGGCGCCAUUGUGUUUCUCUGCGGAGUGCUCUGGUUUAUUUAGGGGCCCUGAUCUCCGAGGAAGACGGCGGUGGUCGCUUCGAGCAGGACGCGCCCUGUACAGUGCCAGCUCGGGAGCAGGGGAAACCUCAAGAAUGGAUUCUAAACCGUCAAGGAUUCCAAGAAGAAUUUCAGUCCAACCCCCCACCUCUUUAAGUGCUAGGAUGAUGUCUGGAAGCAGAGGGAAUAAUUUAAAUGAUACCUAUCACUCAAGAGACUCUUCAUUUAGACUGGAUUCUGAAUAUCAGUCUACAUCAGCAUCAGCAUCUGCAUCACCAUUUCAGUCUACAUGGUAUAGUGAAUCUGAGAUAACUCAGGGAGCACGAUCAAGAUCACAAAACCAGCAACGGGAUCAUGAUUCAAAAAGACCUAAACUUUCCUGCACAAACUGUACAUCUACCUCAGUUGGGAGAAAUAUUGGACAUGGUUUAAAUGCAGUAUCAGAUUCUUCAUGGAGACAUAAUCAGGUUCCCAGAUCUUCAUCAAUGGUACUUGGAUCAUUUGGAACUGACUUAAUGAGAGAGAGAAGAGAUUUAGAGAGAAGAGCAGAUUCUUCCAUUAGUAAUCUUAUGGAUUAUAGUCACCGAAGUGGUGAUUUCACAGCUUCGUCCUAUGUUCAAGACAGAGUUCCUUCUUCAUAUUCACAGGGAGCAAGACCAAAAGAUCACUCCAUGAGCACUUUACAGUUGAAUACAUCAUCUACAAACCACCAAAUGCCUUCUGAACAUCAGACCAUAACAUGUUCUAGGGACUCCAGUAGAAAUUCUCUAAGAUCAAAUUUUUCUCCAAGAGAAUUGGAAUCUCCCCAAAGCAGUACACAACCUGGAUUUUCUUAUAUUUCAAAUAGAGAUGAAACCUCAACCAUAAGCAGUUCAGAUAGGGUUGGUUCAUCUCAAAGAUCAUUUCAAGAAUCUUCUGACAAUGAAGGUAGACGUUCAACCAGGAGAUUGCUGUCGCGUAUAGCUUCUAGUAUGUCAUCUACCUUUUUUUCACGAAGAUCUAGCCAGGAUUCCUUGAAUACAAGGUCGUUGAGUUCUGAAAAUUCCUGUGUGUCUCCAAGAAUCUUGACAGCUUCACAGUCUCGUAGCAAUGCAGCAUCAUCUUCUGAUGUCCCUGAUAAUAGGGCAUCUGAAGCUUCUCAGGGAUUUCGAUUUCUUAGGCGAAGAUGGGGUUUGUCCUCUCUUAGCCAAAAUCAUAGCUCUGAGCCAGAUUCAGAAAAUUUUAACCAGGAACCUGAAGGUAGAAAUACAGGACCAUGGUUAUCUUCCUCACUUAGAAAUAGAUGCACACCUUUGUUCUCUAGAAGGAGACGAGAGGGACGAGAUGAAUCUUCAAGGAUACCUACCUCUGAUAUACCACCUAGAUCUCAUCAUAUGUUUAGAAGAGAAUCAAAUGAAGUGGUUCACCUUGAAGCACAGAGUGAUCCUGUUGGGGCUACUGCCAGCAGAUCACAGGCAUCUGCGGCUUCGAGUAAUGCUGCUACUGGUGGCUCCACAUCAGAUUCAGCCCACAGUGGAAGAAAUACAGGAAUAACGGGGAUCCUUCCUGGUUCCUUAUUUCGAUUUGCAGUCCCCCCAGCACUUGGAAAUAAUUUAACCGACAAUGUCAUGAUCACUGUAGAUAUUAUUCCUUCAGGUUGGAGUUCAUCUGAUGGAAAAAGUGAUAAAACUAAAAGUGCACCUUCAAGGGACCCAGAAAGACUGCAGAAAAUAAAAGAGAGCCUCCUUUUAGAGGAUUCUGAAGAAGAAGAAGGUGACUUAUGUAGAAUUUGUCAGAUGGCAGCUGCAUCAUCAUCUAACUUGUUGAUAGAGCCAUGCAAGUGCACAGGAAGUUUGCAGUAUGUCCACCAAGAGUGUAUGAAAAAGUGGUUACAGGCCAAAAUUAACUCUGGUUCUUCGUUAGAGGCCGUAACCACCUGUGAACUCUGUAAAGAGAAGUUGCAGCUUAACCUGGAGGAUUUUGAUAUUCAUGAACUACAUAGAGCUCAUGCAAAUGAACAAGCUGAGUAUGAGUUUAUCAGCUCUGGUCUCUACCUAGUUGUGUUAUUGCACUUGUGCGAACAAAGCUUUUCUGAUAUGAUGGGAAAUACAAAUGAGCCAAGCACGCGUGUCCGAUUUAUUAACCUUGCAAGAACUCUUCAGGCACAUAUGGAAGAUCUCGAAAGUAGGUGGAAUUUCCCCUUCCCAGACUUGUUGAAUUUACUUUUGCAAAUUAAACCCACAGAACAAAACCUAAUCGUAUAUUCUUUCUACCAAAUUAGAGCUUUAUUUAAAGGCUUAAUAAUAGCAAAAUAAUUGAUUUGGGAAAGAUGGGUAGAGCAACUGACAGUUUUUUAAAAGCAUGUAUUUUUUUAAAUUCUAUUUUAAGGUAUAGGAUGUAUUUUAAGUAUUUUAUUUUAAAUAAAAUUUUAUUUUUGAAUGUCUUAGUUUUAGAACUUUUAAUCAAAAAGAAAACAUUCACUGGUCAAACCACACUUCUAAAUCUGUUCAAUUUUUGUGUGUGUCUAUGAAGUUUUACUUGUUACUCAGCUUUGUUAGAUCACUAAAGGUUUUCCCUGGAUUUGUUUGUAGUUCUAGGAAAAUAAGGGUGAAAGAUUCCUAAUUCUGAGUCUAUAACAGAAGCCAUAGUUUUUUUUUGCUCCUUGUUCAGGUCCUCAUGGACCUUUAAUAGGCAGCCAGCUCCGCCAGCAGCUCCAAUUUAAGAUCACGUUCCAGCAUUAGGACUUCUGCCUGGGCUCCUAUGUGAAGGCACUUAAUGCCCAAAUCUUUACAGGCAUCUGCACAGCUUAACCUCAAAGUCCUACAACCUCCAGGGUGCUUCAUAUCAGGUGGGCACAGAUAUCAGUAGCUCUGAAACAAUCCCUGAGAAUCCAAGAUUACUGUACCUAUUGUACUUUUUCACCCAAAGCAACUGGCUCCCCACGGUCAGAUUCCAUUACACUCUUUGAAGUGCUUUAAAAUAUGUAUUCUCCACUGGAUUAUCUUCUGUACUCAUCUUCAAAACACUUGGAGUGUUACCUGUAGUGUGCAUAAUUUUUUUACCUUUAGGGUAAGCUCAGCAUCCUUUAAAGUUUGGGAAGGACUUGGUCUUCAUGGGAACCUUUUAAUGCCUUGAAUAUUCUAAGACACUGAUUUUUGUCAUUAAGUCUGUAUUA
Messenger RNA from Lontra canadensis (Northern American river otter), 3229 nucleotides. It is a transcript of the gene MARCHF7, whose product is annotated as membrane associated ring-CH-type finger 7. The record is from RefSeq and is a predicted model, not a curated record. Gene Ontology annotation, biological process: protein autoubiquitination. The coding region runs from base 171 to 2369 and encodes 732 amino acids. Gene Ontology annotation, cellular component: nucleus. Gene Ontology annotation, molecular function: ubiquitin conjugating enzyme binding; zinc ion binding; ubiquitin binding. The transcript is spliced from 9 exons. NCBI's taxonomy places the organism in Eukaryota, Metazoa, Chordata, Mammalia, Carnivora, Mustelidae.